CUCGAUACUGCGACCCUUAGUAUCGAUACAGCACAAUAAAACAAAUAAACGCGGCAUUUAUUGUUUACAUUUCUACUAGUGAUGGAAAUGAUACAUGAUUUAUGUUGCGAUCACUUUAAGUUGAAAUCCUACGAGUAAAUAUGGCGAAAAAUGAUGAUCCACAACCGGCUCAUCUUGCAGUACUUGCGUCCCACUUCGGCCACACUUGCUUUCGGCCGAUGCAAUGGACCAUUAUACGCUCAAUUGUGGAAGAUCGGCGAGACAAUUGCGUCAUCAUGGCCACCGGAUACGGAAAAUCCUUAACCUAUCAAUUCCCGUCCGUUUUCCUUGAGCGGGUAACGAUUGUAAUUUCUCCAUUGAUCAGCUUGAUGGAGGAUCAGGUUUUGUCAUUAAAUUUAAGUAAUAUACCGGCUUGUUUGUUAGGAUCGGCUCAACGGGCUAAUCCCCUGCCGGAUAUAAUAGCGGGGAAGUUUCGUGUGGUUUAUUUGACGCCUGAAUAUGUGACCGGUGACACUGGGAAGUAUUUGCUGGAGCAGGUAAUGGAUCAGCUGGUUUUAAUAGCCAUAGAUGAGGCACAUUGUCUAAGCAAAUGGGGUCAUGAUUUUCGGCCUGCCUAUAGGAAUCUCGGGAUCAUACGGCAGAUUUGCCCACGGAUUCCCAUUUUAGCCGUGACAGCAACCGCAACGCUUAAUGUAAGAGAGGACAUUGUAAACAGUCUCAAGCUACGCAAUCCGCAGAUUCUUUGUACGGGAUUCGACCGACCGAAUCUAGAAUUUCACGUUAAAAUGAAAGGCACUCUUGGGGUGUGGGAGGAUGUUAGAGCAUUGCUUAGCAAACACACGGAGGGUAGCAUCAUAAUUUACUGUCUGACUAGAAAGCAAACAGAAGAAAUUGUGGAACUUUUGAAAAGUCAACGGAUUGAAUGCGAACCGUACCAUGCCGGUCUGAAUCUAAGUCAGCGACGCAAUGUGCACGAGAAUUUUGUUCGAGACCGAAUCCAAAUUAUUGUGGCAACAAUAGCCUUUGGCAUGGGAAUUGACAAACCCGAUGUACGAUUGGUUAUUCACUACGGCGCUUCGAAAGACUUGGAAAGUUACUAUCAGGAAGCCGGUCGUGCUGGGCGUGACGGGCAACCCUCUAAAUGUGUAAUGUUUUGGAGUCGCGCAGAUUUCAAGACGCAUGCAAUAUUGCGUGAACAUAAUCCCGGAGGUGUUCAAAAAAAUCUAGAAGCUUUGUCCAAGAAGAUGCACGAAUAUUUGGACACACGGGAAUGUCGGCGAAGGUUCAUUCUGAAGUAUUUCGAAGGCAAAGACAUCGUAGCACAGCCACGAAAACAUUGCUGUGAUAAUUGUGACCGAACAGUCGGAGGAGUGAAGGAUAGUGACCGUUACGAGGGUAUUGACGAGAAUGGAAACUACGACUUUGGCAAGGAUAGUGAACAUUUAUUGAAUGCUAUCGAUGCCUUUGGAGGUGGAACCGGAAUUGCACUACCGAUCGCUCUGCUGCGUGGUUCUAAGAGUAAAAAAUUACACGAGCGCUACCUGAGGCACCCGCUGCACGGUGUCGGUAAGUCGAAGGAUGACGAGUGGUGGAAAGCGCUGGCCGCAUUACUCGAACGGGAAGGAUUUCUGAACAAAAUUAAACUACAAAACAACUACAAUAAGUUUGCACUGAUUUACAAGAUUCAGCCGACAGCUUUGGCGAAAAAGUGGCUGUCAACACCGGACCGAAAGCUGUUGAUGAAACCAACGGCAGAAAUGUUCAAGUUGUUGCGAACGGUUCGAGUCCAGCCGUUGUUUAAUACGAACACCGAUUUUCAAAGUCAUAAUACUCUACCGGGCAGUAGUACUAGUACAAACAGCUCUCGAUUGCUAGAACCAGUGGUUCUCAAGCAGGAUAUGGUGCAAGAUCUAGUAAAAAGCUUACUGAAAAAACGUUCCGAAUUGGCUACAUCCUAUGAAUGUAUGCCGUAUAUGAUCGCGUCCAAUCAAGCUCUUCACCAAAUGGCAACCAUUCGACCGUUGAAUUUGGAAGAGAUGAAACGUGCCCAGUUGGAUGGGUUCUCUGACAUUAAAAUACAAAAGUUUGGCAAGAGUUUUCUAUCCUGCAUUCAGCAAAAACUAAACUUUUUACCCAGUUCUGCCGACAACUCACAGAAUUCUACUAUGCAAUCCGCUCUACUGCGGUACCCGUUCACAAAGAAUAAAUUCUCAUCGACCCAUCAAACGACUUGGAAUCUUUGGCUAGAAGGCCGGUCGGUUGCCGAUAUAGCCAAAUUCAGAAACCUGACCGAAUCGACGGUUGUCAAUCAUUUAUGUGAAGCGAUUAAACAUGGCUUUCCGUUUGGAUUUAACGAUUUCACUCGAUUGGGUGUCGACACGAAUACUUUCGAGCAUAUCAAAAAGAAACUUCCCACAGCAAUGGAAGAGUACAAAUUGACUGAGAUUAAGAAUCAAUGUUUGCCCCACGUUACAUUCGAUCAGAUUAAACUAGUGCUCAACUACGUUUUUGUUAGACGCCAUCUCGAAUCUGCGAAUAUCCAAUUUUCUGAGCCUAACCAACCAAGCGGUGAAGAGAAAACCAACGAUAAAAGUUCUGCAGAUCUUUGGGGCGAAGACGACGACGACGAAGAACUCAUGGUUGCCGAUAGCAGUUUGGUUGAAAUCGACCGAAUGUGCGAGGAAGCAAUUUGUAACCAAAAGGAACCAUCCACGGUAGAGUGCAUCAAUAUUGAUGACGAAGACGAAGACUUUGAUCUGGAUGAGAUUGCGGCCCUCGAGCAAGCAGUGAUAAACGAGUCAUGCUUGGAAAGAAGUACUACAGCAACUACGGCGGAAAUUGAAGCCGCCGAUGCAGGACCAAGUCCCGCGAAACGAGCAAAAACAGAACCAGUGACUCACGAGGCACCCAAACCAUCAUUUAAGUUCAAAACAGCCAGUAGCGCAGCGAUAGCUAGCAACAGAGCGUCGAAUAAAAAUAUAAUAUAUGAAGAUAGCGAUGCCGAUGAUGAUAGUUCCGGAUUCGCAAACCCAUCGUUGAAAUUUAAAUCAACCAGCAGCUCCACAACUUCCGGAAGGAAAGUGACAAACAAAAAAAUUGUAUAUGAAGAUAGUGAUGAUGACGAUGAUAAUACUGGAUUCGCCCAGAAAGACGCUCUCUUGUUACCGAGGCGAAAAGUUUAAUUGUUUUAAAAAUUUAAAAGCUUUCGCCGGACGUGCUCUUUUUGACUUAAUCUGGACAGGACAUUGAUUCCCAACAUCAUACCACAGAUAAAGUUGGAAUUUUUGUGUCAUUCUAAAACUGUUUAAAAUGGUGUUAUAUUUAAAACCUAUUAUCUAUGUGUUAAAAACCGUCAGUUGGAUAAAAAAAUACAAUCUACGUGUUAGUUUGAA
This is a messenger RNA of Wyeomyia smithii (pitcher-plant mosquito), 3392 nucleotides long. RefSeq names its product bifunctional 3'-5' exonuclease/ATP-dependent helicase WRN-like. Gene Ontology annotation, biological process: DNA replication; double-strand break repair via homologous recombination; telomere maintenance. The transcript is spliced from 3 exons. Gene Ontology annotation, molecular function: ATP binding; 3'-5' DNA helicase activity; nucleic acid binding. The record is from RefSeq and is a predicted model, not a curated record. NCBI's taxonomy places the organism in Eukaryota, Metazoa, Arthropoda, Insecta, Diptera, Culicidae. Gene Ontology annotation, cellular component: nucleus; cytoplasm; chromosome. The coding region runs from base 141 to 3182 and encodes 1013 amino acids.